CGCUCUUUACUCCUUGCGCCUUUUCUCUAUACUGUCUCCUUAUAAAUAUCACGUUUAUCAAUGCCAAUGCCUACACCAAAGUACUAACUCCCCAUUGUAUUUAUCGAUUUGCCAUUUACAACGACGGUGAUAUUGUGUCCGGGCAAUGGCUAAUAAAAUAAACCGACGUAGACGGUUAUAUAUAUGCAAUGUUAUUGUAUGGCAUGUUACGUCUUCAUACUGCGUUAGCCCGAAGGAAAGAGAUGCAAUAUACCAGAGGCCCUCUCUUGCAUUUAGUCAAAAGGAGGGAAAUAAACAUGAAACGCAAAACAUCAGGAUCAUGACACCAAAUAAAGUGGACAGGAGGUACUUAAAAGAUCAUCAAAAUCGGGGGAUGGGGAUGGGCAUCCCCAGCAGCCGAAACGCCGGAUUAGUUGUUUAUAUUAUUAAUCGAGAGCAUAGAAAUGAGAUAUAGAGUUUAUGGGGCAUUUGCGCCUCACAGAAUCGUACACUUCUUGUUCCUUUGUUUCGCUGCAGGCCGCGGGUUGAGGACAGCACUAGGAAAAUCGUUGUCAGCUUC
Messenger RNA from Aspergillus versicolor CBS 583.65, 559 nucleotides. RefSeq lists its product as uncharacterized. The record is from RefSeq and is a predicted model, not a curated record. NCBI's taxonomy places the organism in Eukaryota, Fungi, Ascomycota, Eurotiomycetes, Eurotiales, Aspergillaceae. The transcript has a single exon. The coding region runs from base 146 to 454 and encodes 102 amino acids.